AUGUGCACAGCUUUAUAUGACCAAUUUCCUUUUUUAAGAAAACACAAAUCUUUGUUGGUUAUUUUUGUUUGUUUAAGUUGUUAUCUUUGUGGAUUGGUUAUGUGUACUAGAGCAGGAAUAUUUUAUUUUAAUUUAUUUGAUGAUUAUACUGCUUCUUUUUCAAUGAUGUUGCUUGUUUUGUUAGAAUUAGUUUUGGUUGCACAUAUUUAUGGUUUGUCUAAUUAUGUAAUUGAUUUACAAAUAAUGAUGGGACCUGCCAAAAAUUGGUUAACUAAAAUAUAUGGACCGACUGGAAUUUGUAUACAAAUUAUAUGGAGAUUUAUAGCUCCUUUACUUAUAAUUGUAAAAAAUUGUUAA
This is a messenger RNA of Meloidogyne enterolobii, 357 nucleotides long. The record is from the annotation of a GenBank genome assembly. Lineage: Eukaryota; Metazoa; Nematoda; Chromadorea; Rhabditida; Meloidogynidae.